UGCUAUUUAUGUUCUCCAUCUACGUUUACUACGUUUGGCGGCCUAUCUUUGCUUGGCCUCUCACGAUCCCAUUUUCCUCCUAUCCUAUUUUUUGGCCUCAGUUCUGGCCUCAACCGCACGAGCCACUCAGUCACGAGUCUCACGAGAACAUUACGCAUAUCAUAACGUAUGCUCACGUACGACAUGUAUCAUGCAUGCAUGUAUUGGGAUACGCUUGCCGUCCUUUUUGUCCAGGGAGCUUUCCUUGAACCAUCCGUGUUCUAUUUCCUGGAAUUUUCUGGGUUUCUCUCUAUCUCGGAUCUUGGAGACUGUCCUUUUUCGACAGCUUAGUUUUCAAUAUCCCGUCUUCCUUUUUUUUCAUUGUUCUUCAUUUCUUUCAUAUUGUUUUCUCUUCCAUUUCGUGCGUUUCAGCUUCUACAGGUUUGUUCAUCUGCUCCUUUCUUUCAUAUUUAUCUUUGUGAUCUCCUUUUAUUUCACUUCUCACUUCUCGUUUCAACCCCAGACGUUUAAUAUCACUUGGUUUCCUUUAUAUUCUUGGUAUUUCUCUCUACUUUCCCAAGGGACGGCGGCGCAGGUCGGGGCUGCGGUAAUGCAAAAUAGCACACGCAGAUCAGCCAAGGAAGGUUGGUUGGUUUGCUGGUUGGACAGUGAACAUAAUUUUUCGCGUUUUUGGCGUUGUACAGGUGUUUCUCGUCAACUUUUAAUUUAUAUUUUCGCAUGCUUGGGAUGAGAUAUCAAGCUUAUAUGAAUGCAUCACGUUAUUUUCAAA
Messenger RNA from Xylona heveae TC161, 769 nucleotides. RefSeq lists its product as hypothetical. Bases 191 to 730 code for a protein of 179 amino acids. The transcript has a single exon. NCBI's taxonomy places the organism in Eukaryota, Fungi, Ascomycota, Xylonomycetes, Xylonales, Xylonaceae. The record is from RefSeq and is a predicted model, not a curated record.